Molecule: messenger RNA, 3286 nt
Organism: Mirounga angustirostris (Northern elephant seal)
Lineage: Eukaryota; Metazoa; Chordata; Mammalia; Carnivora; Phocidae
Gene: REPIN1
Product: replication initiator 1
Exons: 2
Coding region: 476-2230 (584 amino acids)
Biological process (GO): regulation of gene expression
Cellular component (GO): nucleus
Source: RefSeq, a predicted model, not a curated record
AAGGGCCCCCUCGGGGUGCGCGGAGCCGUGUGUCCGCGACGUGGACGGGGGACGCUCGCGAAAACAAAAGGGGGGUGUGGGAGCUCCACGACCUUUUGCCAUCCAGAGGCGCAAGGGGAUUGUGACCGAGACCUGGCCACACUAGCUCGCCCUACGCAGCCCCUUGGGAACCGGGCCUGGAAUUCCUGUUGGGAGGAGGGUGGGGGAAGGGGAGCCAGCAGGGAUUCCAGAGUUUCUGCCAUCGGCCGGCCGGCCUUUGGCCAUCAGCGUGGAGAAUUCAUGCUGUGACCUUACCCGUGGAGGAAAUGACCCCCAAACGCUGUCGUGUACUUCCUUGGUGAAGGGGCCACAUUCAUUUAUUAAUCCAGUAUCCGUUAAGGUUCCUCGGCCUCUCGGGGUGUGGGGCUUGGGUGGGGGAGGGGGUUGUGGCUGGCGAGGACACAAAGAUGACUGCCCUGGAGGAGCUCAGAGCCUCAUGCGUGUUUUCUCUCCCCUCCCCGCAGCAGAGGAGGAACCCAUGCUGGAACGUUGCUGCAAGGGCGCCCUGGCCAUGGGCCCGGCCCAGCCCAAGGUCUCUGGGCCCUCCCAGAAGUUGCCCCAGACCCUGGAGAAGGAGCCCCACGGGCUGAGGUUACAAGGCACUUCCGUGGCCCAGUCGGGCAGCCAAGCCCCCAGUAGGGCCCAUCGCUGUGCCCACUGUCGAAGGCACUUCCCGCGCUGGGUGGCCCUGUGGCUUCACACCCGGCGUUGCCAGGCCCGGCUGCCCCUGCCCUGUCCUGAGUGCGGCCGUCGCUUCCGACACCCCCCCUUCUUGGCACUGCACUGCCAGGUCCAUGCCGCCGCCACCCCGGAUCUGGGCUUUGCCUGCCACCUCUGCAGGCAGACCUUCCGCGGCUGGGUGGCCCUGGUUCUCCAUCUACGGGCGCACUCGGCUGCAAAGCGGCCCAUCGCCUGUCCUGAAUGUGAGAGACGCUUCUGGCGACGGAAGCAGCUUCGAGCUCACGUGCGGAGGUGCCACCCCCCGGCCCCAGAGGCCCGGCCCUUUAUAUGUGGCAACUGUGGCCGGAGCUUUGCCCAGUGGGACCAGCUAGUCGCUCACAAGCGGGUUCACGUAGCCGAGGCCCUGGAGGAGGCAGCAGCCAAGGCCCUCGGGCCCCGGCCUAGGGGCCGCCCGGCGGUGACCGCCCCCCGGCCCGGGGGAGACGCGGUCGACCGCCCGUUCCAGUGUGCCUGCUGCGGCAAGCGCUUUCGGCACAAGCCCAACCUGAUCGCCCACCGCCGUGUGCACACGGGCGAGCGGCCCCACCAGUGCCCCGAAUGCGGGAAGCGCUUCACCAAUAAGCCCUACCUGACCUCACACCGGCGCAUCCACACCGGCGAGAAGCCCUACCCGUGCACGGAGUGCGGGCGCCGCUUCCGCCACAAACCCAACCUGCUGUCCCACAGCAAGAUCCACAAGCGGUCCGAAGGGUCUGCGCAGGGCGUCCCCGGCUCGGGGAGCCCCCAGCUUCCGGCCGGCCCCCCGGAGGCCUCGUCCGAGCCCCCCGCCGAGGCCCCGCCGAAACCUGCCCGCGAGCGGCCGCCCGAGCCUCCGCAGGGGGCCCCGGGGGCGCCCCCGCCCGAGCCGGCGGCCGCGCCCCCCUCGCUCUUCAGCUGCGAAGACUGUGGCCGGAGCUUCCGGCUGGAGCGCUUCCUGCGCGCCCACCAGCGGCAGCACACCGGCGAGCGGCCCUUCGCCUGCGCCGAGUGCGGGAAGAACUUCGGCAAGAAGACCCACCUGGUGGCGCACGCCCGCGUGCACUCGGGCGAGCGGCCCUUUGCCUGCGAGGAGUGCGGGCGCCGCUUCUCCCAGGGCAGCCACCUGGCGGCCCACCGGCGCGACCACGCCCCCGAGCGGCCCUUCGUCUGCCCGGACUGCGGCAAGGCUUUCCGCCACAAGCCCUACCUGGCGGCCCACCGGCGCAUCCACACCGGCGAGAAGCCCUACGUCUGCCCAGACUGCGGCAAAGCCUUCAGCCAGAAGUCCAACCUGGUGUCCCAUCGGCGCAUCCACACGGGCGAGCGCCCCUAUGCCUGCCCCGACUGCGACCGGAGCUUCAGCCAGAAGUCCAAUCUCAUCACCCACCGGAAGAGCCACAUCCGGGACGGCGCCUUCUGCUGCGCCAUCUGUGGCCAGACCUUUGACGACGAGGAGAAGCUCCUGGCCCAUCAGAAGAAGCAUGACGUCUGAGCGGGCAGGGGCUGCGCAGGCCGAGGGGGGCGGGCGGGGCGUCCUUUACACGAGAGUGUUGCCGUGGGCCUGGGCUGUGGGGGGCCUGUGUUGCUGCUGGUGUAGGCAAGGGAUGGGAGAGCGGCCGGGGAGCUGGGCCCUGUUAGGGAGGGAGGCCCGGCCCCCGGCGCCCGGGAAACCACUCGCAGAGCGCCGGACUCUGGCCUCCAGCUGGUGUUUGCUAAGGUUCUGCCCUGACUGCCCUGGGCCCUGGAAGAGUAGCAAUAGCAGCUUCACCUACCCCUUAGAGCCCUCCUGCUGGAGGGGCCACCAGGGACCAGGAAGACCCUUCCCCUCUGGUGUUAACGCCUUAAUGUCCUUGUCUUUUAUUAUGAGUUUCUUCGGCUCAGUUUUUGGAAGUAGGUGUGGUACAGUCCUUAGUGAAUGAGCACUUGGGAGGAAAAGUGGACCAGCUGGAUACACCUGGGAGAACCUGCUGGCCUUGUUAGACAGCACCUAGGCCUUUUCCAGCACUGAGAGGUGAGGCCGCGCUGCUCUAACCUGUCCCACCCCGUCCCCUUCCUCCUGCCCCUGCGUAGGCACCGGGACUCAGACCCAUCUACUGUUAGUGCUCAGCUCCACUCCCCCUCCCCGAGAUCAAUGCACCACCCUCCCAGCGCUUAGAGCAUCCCCUGGCUGUCAGCAGCCCCGUGUCCAGGCUUUUGUCUGAACACCCCAACCCUCCACUUGUUCCAGAACUCGACAUGGUGGAAAGGACUGCCCCAUUGAUCAUGGAGGGUCGGCUGACAGGCAGAAAGGGGCGAGUUUCCUCUUCUCCAUUUCUAGGUUAUGGAUGCCCAGCCUCUGCUUGAACACUUAGGUGACAGGGAGUCCCCACCUCCUGAGGUCCUGGUUCUAUUGUAGGAUAAUUCUAAUUGUUAGAAAUUCUUCCUUAUAAUGAAUGGAAUCUGCUUUCCUGUAAUUUCUACCUAUUGGGCCUUGUUCUGUUCUCUGGAAUGAAACAGAACAACCACUUACCCUCCUUUUCAAACUAGAGAAUAAAGAUUUGGUUUUAGA